Micromonas commoda is the source of this 3873-nucleotide messenger RNA. RefSeq lists its product with no specific name. NCBI's taxonomy places the organism in Eukaryota, Viridiplantae, Chlorophyta, Mamiellophyceae, Mamiellales, Mamiellaceae. The record is from RefSeq and is a predicted model, not a curated record. The coding region runs from base 1 to 3873 and encodes 1290 amino acids. The transcript has a single exon.
AUGUCGGGCGCCUCGAGCACCUUCGCGGGGCUCCGCAUCCAGGACCGCGAGGGAAAGAAGCUCGCGACGGUGGCGGUGGAGGUAUCGAGGCGCGGCGUACGGCUCGAGGGCAAGAAGGGGACGCUGGGUAACUUCCCGUUCCAGUCCAUCGGCAGCUGGACGCGCGCGUCGGCGCGAUCCCUCGGACUGGUCGUCGCCGCGAACAACGCGCAGCGCGAGGUGAUCCUGCACGCGGACGACCCCAAGCUCGUGGACGCCGUCCUGACCGCGAUCGACGCCACGGUGCAGGCCAUCCUGCACGAGAUGAGCAGCACGCCGGGCGGGUCCGCGGCGAUGUCGACGGAGAACCCGGAAGCCACGUACGCGACACCGGACGCGAGCUCGGGCAGCGAAGGCGACGCGGCCGAAGGCGCGGGCGCUUCGCCGUCCUCGCCCGCGGAGGUGAGCUCCACGGGCGGCGGCGGCGGUGACGGGUCGCAGAUGACCCGCACGGAGUCCGUGGCGAAGAUGCGCGCGGCAGCCGCGGACAAGAAGCGGCGCGAGGCGGAGAAUCGAGCGGCGCUCGCCGAGCGAAAUCUCGCCGCCGCCGAGAAGGAAGUCGCCGAGCUUCGCGCGCGACUCGCCAACUCGGGGGCGGGCGACGGCGGGGGCGACGACGUCGGCACGCUCGCGUCGGACCUCAAGGUGGCGCAGCUCGAGGAGGAGCUCAGGAACGUCUCCGCGCAGCUCGACAGGGCCAUCGAGCGACAAGACGCGGUGUCCGAACGGGAGCUGCGGGUAUCGGCGCGGGAGCAAGCCGUCGCGGAGGCUGAGCUCGAGGACGUCGAGGCGGAGGCGGACAAGAUCGCCAGGGAGGAGGCCGCGAGCGCCGAGCUGGCGGAGGAGAGGAGGAAGCGGACGGAGGCGGAGCGCGCGCUCGAGGCGUCGGCGGAGCAAAUCGAGCGACUGAGGGCGAAGCUGGACGAGCGUCCGGAGAUCAUUCCCGCGACUCCUCAGCCCGCCCCGGUCGACGACGACGGCGGUCGCGUCGCCGAGCUCGAGCGCGAGCGGGACGAGUGGCGUGCACGCGCGGAGAACCUGUCGGAGGAGCUCGAGAGGGCCAAGGCUGCGGCCGUGGCGUCCGCGCGGGUCUCCGAGGCGCUCGCCGCGAAAGCCGCGACUCCGAUCAAAUCGGCGUCCACGUCCCCGAGGCUCUCCGCGUCGUAUUCCGGGGACGAAAAGUCGGCACCCGGGGACGAGACGCUCCGAGCCGAGGCGCUUCGACGCGCGGCGGACGCGGAGCGCGAGCUCGCCGCCGCGAAGGAGGAGACGCGCGAGGCGAGGCGGCAGUCGAAGGACUCGGCGUGGCGCGCCGACGUAGCCGAGGAAAAGGCGAAAGUCGCGGAGGGUCGAGCCGCGGCGGCGGAGGCUCGCGCCCGGCAGACCGCCGCCGCCGCCGAGGCCGCGGGUGCGCUCAACCUGGAGACCGCGGGCGUGGAGGCGAAGGCUGAGCUCGUGGAGGUGAAGAUCAGGCUUCGCGCCGCGGAGGCGGAGUUGGAGUCGGCGCGGGGGGAGGUCAAAGUCGCGAGGGAGGAGGCGGACUCGGCUCGAGCGGCGGCGGCGCAGCUGUCGGCGUCGGCCGCCACCAACGCGGCCGCCGCGGCGGCGUACUACUCGGCGCAGGGCUCCUCCGUGGAUCGCCUCGAGGCGGAUGCGAGGGCCAAGGACGCCUCAGCUGCGGUGUUUUCCAGCAUGGCCGCGGACGCGACGGACCCUCGAACGGUUAUCGACGCUCGUACUUCGACGCCCGGGAGUACCUCCCCGCACACGUCCGCCACGGCCGCGGCGACGGCCGUCGCCAUGCAGUCGCACGCAGAGGCCGAGGGCCUCCGAGUCGAGCUGGAGCAGGCGCGCGCGGACCUGAGGCGACACGAGGAGCGAGCAAAGAGCGUGGCGAGAGAUUUGGACGAGGCGUGGACCAGCGCGGGGGAAGCGCACGUCGGAUCCCGGGCGCUGGCCACCGAGCUGGACAGGGCCAAGGCUGACGCCGACGCGUUGUCCCAGGAGUUGCUGAGCGCGGGGACGCCGAUGUCGCGCGAGCUCGUCGCGUCGGAGCGCGCGCGGUUCGAGGCGCAGCUCGCGGCGGCGAAUAAGGUCUCGAGGCGGCUCGGCGAGGAGAAGGGCGACCUGGAGGCUGCGCUCAAGGCUGAGUCCAGGGAACGCGCGAGGGUGGAAAAAGCCCGAGAGACGCUCGAGUGCCACCUGAACGACGCGAACGAUCAGAUGGCGUCCCUUCGCGAGGAACUCUCGCGCACGCUCGGCCUCCUCGCCGCCGCUAGGGACGAAGCCGCCGCCGCGUCCAUGGCGAGGACGGAGCUCGAAGUCGAGAUGCGGUCCAUGCGCCACGACGCCGAGGAGAUCGCCGGGCGACUCGACGAGCACGAGUCGGAACACACCGCCGAGCUACAGGCGGCGGUUCGCGACAGGAAACGGCUCGCCGAGGCGUUACGCGAGGUGUCUGCGGAGCGCGACGCAGCGCUUCGAAGAUCCGCCGAACACGAAGCUCGCGUCGCCGCCAAGGAAGGCGAACGCGACGGCGUCGCGGUGAGAGCCGCGACGGUCGCCGCCGAGGCCGAGGCCGUCUCCGAGGCUGCCAAACGCGACGUGGAGCGGAUGCGUCGCAGGGUGGACUCCGCCGAGGCGAACGCCAAGGCGGCCGCCGCGGAGGCCCGGGGGCUCAAGGCUGAGCUCGACGCGGCGCGGUGCUCGAGGGACGCGGCCGUGACGGAACUGCGCGAGGAGCGGGCUAGGCGCGAGCAGCUCGAGCUGGAGCUCGGAUCCGCCAGCCCGGGCACCGGAUUAGAUCGCAAAUCCGUCGACGCGCUCACCAGGGAGGCGGAGGCGGCGCUCGCGAGGGCGUCGAGGGCGGAGAAGGAAGCCGCCGACGAGGUGGCGAGGCUCAGGCUCGAGGCGGAGAGCCUCGCGGAGCGGAUGAAGGCGGCCAACGUGGACGCCGCGUCGCGCGCGAGGCACGAUAAGCUCGCCGGCCUGGUCCUCGAGCUGGACGCCACCGAGAAGGAGGUGGCGAGAAAGGCGGAGAGGAACGCGCGGACGAUGGCGCAGCUGGACGAGUCCGUCGCCGCGCUCGCGCUUCGACUCAAGGAGAAACCAGCGCAACUCUUCGAAGUCGCCGAGGAGAGCCUCGCGCGGGACGCCGCCCGUCUGCGCCGCGAGGAAUCCGUGGGCGUGGCGAGGAUCAUGGGCAUGAAGCCGUUGACGCUGUCGGACGGGUCGAACCGGCACCGGCCGUGGUUCCCCGACGUGGCGCCACUUUCGAGCAAGCCGCGGAGUGUGAAGCCCGGCGUGAGGCCCACGGACAUACCAGGCGGCGAGUCUGGUCCGGCGAAAUCGUCCGCGGCGUCCGCGGUGGCGCAGUACGCGAGGGAGGCGGCGGAGGCGGCGGAGGCGGCGAGGGCGAGGAAGGCUGAGCGCGAGCGCGAGUCCGCCAAGAGCCAGUACGAGUACUUCUACGGCGGGUCUUACUCUGCCGAUGCGGCGACGGUGUUCAAGGCGCAGCCCAGGCGGACUCAGGACAAACCGCCUCGAAGCGGGGCGGCCCCGGCGAGGGCGCAGGCGUCGAACGCCAAGCCGCCCGCGGUUGCGCCGCCAAAGGCUGUGAAGAUCGUGAUCAAGCAGUCGGGUCGCGCGGCGGAGGAGGCUGAGGACGAGUCGCGUUGGAAGGAGCGGUUGGGCGAGAUUGAGGCUGAGAACGCGGCGGUGCGGCUGCGACUGCACUCCAUGGUGGCGGAUUCGGAGUCGAUAGUCAGGAAGGAGUUCGGGGAGGACGCGGACGUGCCCCGGGCCGUGCCCCCACCCGCUCCCUCGGCUCCGUGA